Molecule: messenger RNA, 2280 nt
Organism: Prorocentrum cordatum
Lineage: Eukaryota; Dinophyceae; Prorocentrales; Prorocentraceae
Source: the annotation of a GenBank genome assembly
GAACGCGGGCGUGGAGGAGGCCGAGGCGCAUGUUCGGCGAUCUUUGAAGUCGUUGAACGCCAGGGCCAAAGCAGCUGCCGAAAGCAGAACCAUUAGCCAGCAGCUGACCCACGAGCGAGAGUGGUCAUUCUCGUCAAUGGGGUUGCUGCUCGUACUGGGACGUUUCAGCGGGUCUUCUUCGAAGAAGGUCGCAGCCCGGAGCCUCAGAGACAAUGCCUCCAAGAUGCUGCGGGUCUUCUGCCAGAAGAUAUUUGCAGGCCCACCGGUCAUGAUGACUUCCCUAGGCGGCGUGCCACUCGAGAUCAAGAGUGGGGUCUUACAGCUGGGCCCUCUGAAAGGCGUCGGCGGCACGUUCACGGCCUUGUGGAGGUCUCCGAAAUGGCGAGCGGAGGCGGUUCCCGUGCAUGAAGCCAUCACGACGUUAAGUUACAGUUUGACACGUGCGGGGAGGGCGAGCGCUGCCGUCCAGGAGGAGUCUCGUCGCCUGCUUCGGGCCCUUUGUUACGCAGCAUCUCUGAUCUUCGACGUGCUUGUCCAACCAGGGAAUGGCGAGAACCACGCAUCGCUGCACGUGCUGAGGUUGAAGACGACCCGGUGUCGUCGAAUUUCAAUGGGCAUCAAGAUGGACAUGCGGCACUCCGCCAGAAGCAUCCCGUCCGUGCGCAGUGCAGGGCAAAUUGCCGCAGUAGAGGCUGGCUUGAAACGGAAGCGCGGCGAGGGCCCCGACUGCCCCAGCAUCCGCGCAACGAAGCGGUUCACGAAGGAUGAGAUGUUCCAGUACUCCCUGACGUCCAUCCAAUCCUUCAGCAAGGUCGGCCACGUGUCGGUGAGCCUCGACGGGGUCAGGGUUGACAACGACGAUCUGGUGUCCUUCGCAUUCUGCGACACGAAGCACGGCGUGGAAUACACCGCCGACGAGGCGGAGGGUUGGCAGACGCAGAUCAGCCGCUUCUUCAGGCCAUGCCCGAAGUCGGCCGCAGAGAAACGGAGGCAGGCCAAGUCGCAGCAUGAGACGGUGCCGAGGUUGGCAACGCUUGAUUGGCUUCGCAUCUGCGAAAAUACCAUGCGGAACGGCAUCGGCAAAAGCUUCAAGGAUUUCGACGUGUCCGAGUUGCUCCAGGCGUCCACCACCACCGGCUUGCAGGUACGUUUCCCAGACAGCCCCUUGAUCGCCCCAGGCAACACGAUCCCAAACACCCUCACCAUGUGCAGCGACAGGCAGUCUACGCAGGUUUGCGGGUCGAACUUCUUGAUGUUCAAGCUGGGGGUCAACAUGGUUUUCGUGUGCGACCCGGCGCACGCAGGGUGGAGGGCGAUCUUGGACGGCCUCACUCGCUCUGGCUUUAUGGCGGCGGUGCGGGUAUCCCAGCUCAUCUACAACAUCGCGUACGGGCCGUUCCAGCGUUCGGCGUUCUACAAGCACCUCCAGGAUGCGGUCACCGACAUCUCCACGAGCAUGCACUGCAACGACUCCCUCUUGUUGUUUUUCUGGCAGGACAUCUUGAAGGACCUGGGCUGGACAGACAUGCGCUACUUAGGUCAGGAUGGGCGCACCGCCUUCCUGGCGCUUCUCCCGACCAUGAACGUCGGCACCCUCAAAGGGCCCAAAUGCUCGACUGGUCGCUUUUACAGCUUUUGCAAUGCCCACAGGGAGUGGGACAAUACUCAUCACAUCAAGCUUUUCGUGAUCACGUGGGUUGCGAUCCGCCAUGGCUGGGCCAAAGGGGUCCACGAUAUCUUCUGCUCCCCGCGCCGUGGGAAAGAGGAAGCCGCGCUGGUGGCCGAGGGGCUGGGGGCAGAGUCAGGCCCUUCGAAUGCAGGCGCAGUUCAGUCGUCCAGCAAGGCGCCCAAAGCAGGGAGAUUGACCAGUGCGGCUUCGGGGUCAGCGGGCGCCUCUUCGGCUUCGGGGUCAGCGGGCGCCUCCUCGGCUUCAAGUGCGCCCUCGACGAGCCCGGCGGCGGCUGCGGGAGUGGGCGGCGUGAGCGCUGUCGUCGAUUUAGCCAGCGAGGGAGCGGCCCCCCCGAUGACCAACACGAAGGCCAAGGAGGCUGGCGACAAAGCCACGGCUGCGGAGCGAGAGCGUUCAGCGAACACGCUUCACGCCGUGGGUCGGAUGCUCGCCAACACGGACUUGACAAUGCAGCUGCGCAUGGUGUUCGCGGCGACGAACCCCCUGGCGAUCGAGUACGGGGAGGCGUACCGGGAGAUGAGGGCCGUCGAGGAACAGGUAAAAUGGUUCGCUGACUGGGCGCACUGGUACAUCCAGGGUGUGUCAACUCG